Cotesia glomerata is the source of this 3368-nucleotide messenger RNA. It is a transcript of the gene Dgk, whose product is annotated as diacylglycerol kinase 1. The transcript is spliced from 14 exons. Gene Ontology annotation, cellular component: plasma membrane. Gene Ontology annotation, biological process: lipid phosphorylation; intracellular signal transduction; diacylglycerol metabolic process. Gene Ontology annotation, molecular function: calcium ion binding; ATP-dependent diacylglycerol kinase activity. The coding region runs from base 325 to 3030 and encodes 901 amino acids. Lineage: Eukaryota; Metazoa; Arthropoda; Insecta; Hymenoptera; Braconidae. The record is from RefSeq and is a predicted model, not a curated record.
GUAGUUAGUCUCGCGCUUUAGGCGUGUGUGUAUUGUUGUUAUUAUAAACUUCCUCAGCAGUUUUUGAUUGAUGUGCACGCGUAUUUUUUAAACAAUAAUGUUACUGUCAAUGUUUCGCGAUAUAAUUACAGAACUGCGUAAGAUCGUAUGAACUUUAUGUUAUUAGUUUUCAUGUAAUUAUUGUUUAUUUGUCAGUGCAUAUAUUUCCAUCUGAGUCUUUCACGUUCACUGGAGCUGUCAGAAAAAAAAUUGGGGAUGGCGCCGAGAUGGUGACUCAUUUAGUACAAUAAUAGUUAACAGAGUCCAAAACUAUUCAAUAUAAGGAUGUCCCUUCAGUGGGACAAAUUAUCACCAGCAGAAUUUCAACAACUUCAAGAUCUAGCAGCGUAUUCAUCCAGAAAAUUAGAGGAUGUUCUUACCGAAUUUUGCGGAACAACGGCUCUGAGUAACACACCUAAAUACCAUCCAGAUGGGGACAUUGACUAUGAAGGGUUUAGAAAGUUUUUGGACACAUAUCUUGAAGUUGCCGCCCCAGAUGACCUUUCCCGUCAUCUAUUUUUGUCAUUCAUCAAGAAGUGUCCUAGAAAUGUGGAUAACAAAGCUUUUAAGGAGAUGGCAGUUAUGUCAUCGGCGACUGCAUGUGCCGCGAUAACAUCUCAUACCACAUCUAACAGCAAUGUAAAUAGCACCGGACUUCCCACCGCAUCUACGGAAAGUCACAGUAGUUCCUUCGCUGAUAAAAUCCAUGGACUAACUGAAAAAUUCCAAGCUCUAAGCCACCAUAGAACUGAUAGUGAAGCGUCUGCUCGAGCCAGGACAGGAAGUGUCCAUCCAAUGUUGACAAUUGCUCAUACGUCUUACAGUUGUCAUGACGUUUUAGAAAAAAAAAGCACUGAUAGUAGUCCUAGUCACAGUCAGAUGUCACGUAAUUCAUCGCGAAAAUCUAAUAAUUCUCUGCUUGUUAAUAAUGGAAAAUUAGAAGAAAUGAAACAUCUUGUAAGAAAACAAAGUACUAUUGAUGUUCACAGCGUUAAAGUCAGUUUGAAAGACAUUGUAUGCUAUCUUUCAUUACUUGAAGCCGGUAGACCAGAAGAUAAAUUGGAAUUCAUGUUUAGACUGUACGAUACUGACGGAAAUGGUGUUCUCGAUACUAAUGAAAUGGAUUGCAUUGUAAAUCAAAUGAUGAACGUAGCAGAGUACCUCGGAUGGGAUGUAUCAGAAUUAAAGCCCAUUUUACAAGAUAUGAUGAUUGAAAUUGAUUACGACGCCGAUGGAACGGUUUCUUUAGAAGAAUGGAAACGAGGUGGACUCACAACAAUUCCACUUUUAGUACUUCUGGGCUUAGAUUCUCAUGUCAAAGAAGACGGAAAUCAUUUAUGGAGAUUAAAGCACUUUAAUAAACCAGCUUAUUGUAAUUUAUGUCUUAAUAUGUUGGUUGGACUCGGAAAAAAAGGAUUGUGUUGCAUUUUUUGUAAGUAUACAGUCCACGAAAGAUGUGUUCAACGAGCUCCUGCAUCUUGCAUUGCCACGUAUGUGAAAAGUAAAAAAACGUCACAAACAAUGGUUCACCACUGGGUUGAAGGAAACUGUCACGGUAAAUGUUCCAAGUGUAGAAAGACGAUAAAAAGUUAUAAUGGUAUCACUGGACUGCAUUGUCGAUGGUGUCAAAUUACGAUUCACAACAAAUGCGGCUCUCAAGUAAAAGCCGAAUGUAACCUAGGAGAAUACGCGAUCCACAUCCUGCCUCCCACAUCAAUCUGCCCCGUAGUUUUAGACCGUCAAAGAUCCUUAUCCCGCGACAGUAAGCGCGGGAGUAAGCACGGUCAGGACACAUCCUCAAUCGGCUCAGGAGCUCUCCUGAGCACUACUAGCAAUGUCUCAAAUCAACAACCGGCAAUGUCUUUCCAAAUAACUCCACCGUUAGGCACAAUUCCUUUACUAGUUUUUAUAAACCCGAAAUCUGGAGGCCGACAGGGCGAAAGAAUGCUGAGGAAAUUCCAGUAUAUUUUAAACCCGCGACAAGUCCACAAUUUAGCAACUGGAGGUCCGAUGCCGGGUUUGCAAAUGUUUAAAGACGUCGAAAAUUUCAAAGUAAUUUGCUGCGGCGGGGAUGGAACUGUCGGUUGGAUCUUAGAAACAAUGGACCGGAUCCAGUUCGAGCACCAGCCAGCAGUUGGAGUUGUUCCUUUGGGAACUGGUAAUGAUCUUGCGCGUUGCUUGCGUUGGGGUGGAGGCUAUGAAGGCGAAGGAUUGCAUAAAAUUCUUAAAAAAAUAGAAAAAGCGACUCCUGUUAUGAUGGACCGGUGGCAAAUCGACGUAACUAAUCAGAAAGAAGAAAAAAAACCUAAUCAAGACAGUAUUCCUUAUAAUAUUAUUAAUAAUUAUUUUUCCGUUGGCGUAGAUGCUGCGAUUUGUGUUAAAUUUCAUCUCGAGCGGGAGAAAAAUCCGGAAAAGUUUAACAGCAGAAUGAAAAAUAAACUCUGGUACUUUGAGUACGCGACCACUGAACAAUUUGCGGCGAGUUGUAAAAAUUUACAUGAAGAUCUGGAGAUUAUUUGCGAUGGGAUGCCAUUAGAUUUGGCUCAUGGGCCUUCUCUUCAAGGAAUUGCGCUACUUAACAUUCCUUUUACGCAUGGAGGGUCCAAUUUGUGGGGGGAACAUCACGCUAAGCUUCAUUUGAAGAAGAGGAAGAAGAGGCCGGAUAAGGAGCUUAGUACUAGCAGCUUUAAUUCUGUGGAUUUGACUGUUGCUAUUCAAGAUAUAGGAGACAACCUGAUAGAAGUGAUAGGUUUAGAAAAUUGUUUGCACAUGGGCCAAGUUAAAACCGGACUGAGAGCAUCUGGAAGAAGAUUAGCACAAUGCAGUAGCGUUAUUAUUAAGACAAAUAAACGCUUUCCUAUGCAAAUAGAUGGAGAACCAUGGAUGCAAGGACCUUGUGAGAUUCACAUUACUCAUAAAAACCAAGUACCAAUGCUAAUGGCACCACCAUCAAUCAAGCGUCGAGGAUUUCUGCGGUUCUUUAAAAGAUAAAAAAUUUUUGAUAUUUAUUAUUAUUAUUUUAAGUUUUUUUAUUCGUUACAUUAUUUGUAAGCCUUAGUAACCCGACGUUAAAUUCUUAAACAGUUUUCCAGCAUAUCAUAAGACGUUACAAAUUUAAUCACAUGUUUUCCAAUCCUUUAUAAUCUCUCGUCAUAUUUAAGCUGUUAUAUUCUUAAACUGUUUUCGCUUAGUGUUAAAUUUUUAAAUGUCGGACGCGUCUUUGUAGAAAUAAGGGAAUAUUUAUAACUUGACGAAUCUUUUUUCAUCUGGUUAAUAUUUUUUAUUUAUGAGAGCAAUUUUUUUAUAAGCAUAUCAGAAGUAUGAAUAUU